Oncorhynchus kisutch (coho salmon) is the source of this 3865-nucleotide messenger RNA. RefSeq names its product trafficking regulator of GLUT4 1-like. Bases 736 to 1290 code for a protein of 184 amino acids. Gene Ontology annotation, cellular component: membrane. Lineage: Eukaryota; Metazoa; Chordata; Actinopteri; Salmoniformes; Salmonidae. The transcript is spliced from 3 exons. The record is from RefSeq and is a predicted model, not a curated record.
AAGUUCAACCCAGUGGCUCUGUCGGUGCAGCGUGAGAAACAGCCUUGAGACACGGCCCGUUGCGGAACAACACACAGGACACAAACUCACUUUCUCUGAUUCUGGGCGUAUAUUUGAGAGAAAGUAAUCUGUUUUCCGUCCAUCUUUAUUAUUUUGAAUGAAAAAGAAAACGUUUAUUUGCGCGAUAUAUAAAGCUGGUAAUAAUAGAGCAUUGCGGUGGGGUUAAAAAGGCAGGCGACAGGCGUUUCACUGAGUGAUUUGUUCCUUGGCUCUGGCGUUAUAUAUAGAGAGAGGGAGUGCACAUUUCAGAGAUCGCUUUCUGUUAGCGAGUGUGGAUUGAAUGGAACUGCGGAAUUGAGACGGAAGGUAUUAUUCUUGAUUCUAGAUGAAGAAUGAUACACAAAUCCAACGGGAAAAUACCACUAAUUGUUUUAUCUCUAAUUGAAAGGGGUUGAUUUAUAACGCAUGUGGAUGACAUAGCCUACCUAAACGGUGCAUUAGUAUACAUAUCAAUUUGCCACGCAAUUGGUUAAAUUGGGUAGUCUUAGUCUUACAGUUUAUUGUAACAUCGAAAGAAAUUGGAGAAUUAAUCUUGGCACGAUUAAAAUAAAUCAAAUGUAUCAGGUCAAAUAAUGGGAAUUUAGCACCACUCUAACCAGUUUUAGUACUUUACACGAUUAGGCAUUUAUUUUUCCUCUAUUGGAAACUAAUUUAAAUAUUUGGAAUUUUUAAGAAAUGGCAAUCAACACAGACACUGAAUUCGAGAAAUCUAACCUGGGAAAGAGCGGCGGCGCGCCCGCCAACGAGUCUCAGGAGACGGAGAAACUUCUCAACCUCGUAACCACGGAGCCUGCUGGCGGCAACGGUAUGAAAAUGUCCUCCUCCUUUACCAUCAACGUGGGGAGCGAAAAUAACCUGGAUGCGGACCAGAACGGUCACAGUGUACCCUUUAGGUCGGGCUCUGCGGGGCACCUGACCGCUGCCCCCCCCUCCCCGUCCCGGGUCAGUUUGAGUCGCAGUCGCACCUCUUCCAUCGGGAACGCCGCGGUCCAAGAGGCGCAAAAGCCCAAAGACUAUCUCAUACUGGUCAUAUUGUCCUGUUUCUGCCCUUUCUGGCCCGUCAGCAUUGUUGCUUUGGCAUAUUCAAUUAUGUCCAGAAACAGCCUGCAGUCGGGUGACAUGGACGGAGCUAAGAGACUGGGUAAACUGGCUCGCCUCCUCAGUGUCGUUUCCAUAAUCCUGGGUAUACUCACCAUAGUCGUCUGUGUAACGGUCUCUGUAACCAAGUGACCAGUGUAUAGACCAUGAAACAAGAGCACUGCUGCAAGCCAAGCAGAGGAUGCUGCAUGGGGAAAAAAUCAAUUCCGUUGAUUCGGAGAUUAAAAAUAAGGCAAACAAUUAAGAAGUUUAAAGAAUAGGAAAUACAGUAGCAAAUGAAUGCAACACAAAAGAUCCAGAUAUGCAUGCAAUUAGAUUCCACUAACAUUUGCUUGAUGAAGAAAAAUAAAAUCCUUCAUAUAAAAAGUGUAUUUUAAAAGAACAUGGGACGGUUGAUUUAUGGUUUGAGGAACUCACUACUCUCAUUCGACUCUCUGUGGAGUAAAAUAAAUACUCUUAAAAUUAAGGAGAGAGGGAUGAACAGAGGAAUGAAGUGAUAAGCUUUUCUGUAUCAAGAAUGGAAGGAGACCUUGAAAAUGAACUCCAAGCUUUGGACUACAAACAUCAAGACAGUUGAAUAAUAAUCUGAAAAUAUACUUGGUUGACCUGACCUCCUGGAUUGAAAGCAUAUACAACUAUACAGAUAUAUAUAGAUGAAUAUAUCCAUUUACACAACUUUUAUAAAAUGUAUGUUGGGCUGAGCUGUGAGUUAAGAUGGCUGCCUCCUGGUAUAGGUUGCCGACGAAUGUAAUAUUUGACCAAGGAACACAAUUCAGAGAUGUUUUUGAAUUUAUGUUGUUUAUUUUGUAGAUUUUUUACAACAACAAAAAAGAGACCACUUGACUGUAGAUAGUCAACCUUUUUCAUUUAGUUUGUGAGUUAAUAUUUGUUUGUCCUGUGUUUUUACUUUGGGAUCAAACAUGCCAGGUGCUUAGAGACUUGAGUGAGUUGUACAUCAUGUGUGUUUCAGCCCCGUGUGGGUUGACUGUGGACUCCACAGAAACAGAAUCCCCCCCCCCCCCUGCCUUGCUAUGGGAGGGGUCUGACUAUAUCAAUGUGCAUGCCUACCCUCCAACCCCUCUCCAAACAUCCAUGCCAGAGCAUGGGCAUAAGUCUGAGGAUAUGCAAUUUGUCAGAACAAUCAAUCACUCUCCCCCUUACCCACUGACCCCCUAGCUCCCCUCCAAAAUACAACCCACCCUACUCCAGUACCUUGUCUCAUUACCUGGGACUGUUAACAUAGCUUGUUUGACUGAAUGCAUUUUGUAGUACGACAGAGACCAACAUAAAUCCUUAACCUAUUGCCACCCUGCUGUAUCAGUAUGACAUGUAUUUAUAAGAAUAUAUAUAUGCAAUAUUAUAUAGGCAUGCUUAGGACUAAACAGUACCCAGGUUUUUGGAUGCCACUGUAAGGACCUGCUCUAAUGUUAAAGGAACAUUGUUUUGAGGUUUGAUUGAUUAGCAGCAGUUCUCUCUGUACAUGUACUGUAACACACCAAUCUGUCUGUAUUCAAAUGUGCCACUAUGCCAUCUGGAAUAAGUCAGUGUUCAGAUUCAACUACAGUAACACAAAGGACUGUUACAUUGACACACUUCAGAUGUUUACUACAAGGUUAUGACACCUCUUAUAAAACCUUCAUAACACCCUUGUUUGGACUUAUAUUAAUGUUUUUAGUACUACUCAUAACAUUCUCCUGAACUCCAAUUAGAUUUCAAUACUUUAAGUUGGCCAAUGGUUCUUGAUUCCACUGCUUGUAUUAUCAAGAGCUUAUGUAGGUGUUAGCUGCACAAAUGAGACCAAAGAGAGAAUUAUAUGAUAAUGAUUUGAUUGCAUUUAUUUGGCCUGAAUUUACAAUAUUCAAAGAGAUCUAAAAUGAUUGAUAAAGAACCUGUAAUUGGUGAAAUAGGUCAUCAUAACAUUUGAGAUCUCCUUUAGAGGAUUCAAACUAUGAACACCUAUUGGUUCAUUCCUUGCUGAACCCCCCCCCCGACAAUAUGUAAAACAUUUUGGCAUCUGUACUGUAUUUCUAGAAACAAAUAGAAAUAGGACCACAGCUGUUGAAUGACUCAACAUGGUCAUGAUGUUUAAAGGCACUGAACUACAGUACAUCUAUGGGUAUGAUAAAACUUGCUGCCCUUUUGGUUAUACAAGUCACAUUGCACAGUUGGAAGCUACUGUAGCGACAGCGUGCUUCACUAGACAGAUGGGCUGAAGAGACAUCCCUGUCUAAAGAGCUCUAAUGCUCGUCUUUGGGCAACAGGCACACCUCAGUCUGGAAACUUCUCACACACUCCUAAAGUGCUUUUAGAAACCUGACUUUGGGGAGAAAGUAGAUGGCUGCUCUAUGUCAUACAGUAAGUGCAAAUGGCAGAGAGCGAGCGAGAGAGACCCCGAUCCAGCAGGGGAAAUUCAGUGACUCAGUCUGCCAUUGAAGACACAAAUUCAGCUUAAUAAGACACAUUUUUAUGGUAAUUUGUCUAUCACAUGAAAUAGUUCCCACUCACCUUCCGCACUGUUCUAUCACAUUCUCUGACCGUCUUUCUGCUGCGAGAUGCAUACGUCCUGUUCUGUCAGUAAAACAGUGACUUUCAAAAUCAUGUCUAUUUUUUUAAUGUCCAGAUUUUUGCCCCUUUUGGAUAGCAUAUGCUGGUUUCCAUCUCUUGUGAACUUUCUGCAUGUCUGGAAUAAACGUUACCAUGCAUGGUC